Molecule: messenger RNA, 962 nt
Organism: Mizuhopecten yessoensis (Yesso scallop)
Lineage: Eukaryota; Metazoa; Mollusca; Bivalvia; Pectinida; Pectinidae
Product: nucleoporin NUP53-like
Exons: 11
Coding region: 66-962 (298 amino acids)
Biological process (GO): regulation of DNA-templated transcription; nuclear pore organization; NLS-bearing protein import into nucleus
Cellular component (GO): nuclear pore nuclear basket; nuclear pore central transport channel; nuclear membrane
Molecular function (GO): phospholipid binding; single-stranded DNA binding; structural constituent of nuclear pore
Source: RefSeq, a predicted model, not a curated record
ACCGCACAUGUCAGAAAAUUUGAAAUCGGACGCUUCACAAAUCGGGACUGGUUAUAAAGAAGACAAUGCAUUCCCCGAGUGUUGAUGCGUAUGGGGCUGGAGGGUUCAACCCUGGGUCGUUCUCUAUGGAGCCAAUGAUGAUGGGAUCUCCAGGAAGUCCUACGAGUCCCACUGGGGGUCAUCAGUCUCAGUUCCUACCUAGCUUCCUCCUUGGGGACCAAACACCUCACUCUGUAUCCCCUGGUCCGAGGAUAUGGUCAGCUGCCAGUCCCAGUCCUCCAAAGUCAGCAUCCAGAGCUGGUCUCAUGUCCAGCAGUUUCAACACUCCAGGGAUGAGCCGAGGAGAGGUUCUUAGACCAAAGGAGAAAGUUGGUGCCCCACCCACAAAAAGUUUAAUGAGCCAUGCUAGCCCAGCGGGGAGUACACCAGCACAUUUUGGGACACCAAAUAUUCAUCAGAUGUCUCGGGCAAUGCAUACACCCGGAUCAAUGAGUGGUACACCAGCACCACCUACUUUAGGUAUACUCUUAACACAGCUGGACCCCUUCUACACACAAGGAGAAUCCUUAACAUCGGAUGACAUUUUGGAUGAGACGUGGGUGACAGUUUUUGGGUUUCCACCAGCCGCAGCUUCUUAUAUCCUUCAGCAGUUUUCUCAGUAUGGCAACAUUUUAAAACACGUGGUGGCCUCAGAAGGCAAUUGGAUGCACCUCCACUACCAGUCCAAGCUGCAGGCAAAGAAGGCCCUGAGUAAGAACGGUAAAGUGUUCGGCGGAUGUAUGAUGGUCGGCGCUACACCCUGUAUAGAAAAAGUGGCCUCAGAAGGCAAUUGGAUGCACCUCCACUACCAGUCCAAGCUGCAGGCAAAGAAGGCCCUGAGUAAGAACGGUAAAGUGUUCGGCGGAUGUAUGAUGGUCGGCGCUACACCCUGUAUAGAAAAAUGGCUAAGUGAGUUUGGAUAG